AUGUCCCAGGAAUACCAUCGACCCCGCCCGCACGGCCUGGCAGCCGCCGUCCUGGAUAAACAGGCCCAAAAAUUCAACGAGCCCGAGGCGAAGCUGCUGCUGGAGUGGUGCGCCGGGCUAGCCGGCGAGGAGUUCGACACCGCCGGCACCAAGGACAACUUCCUGGAGCGGCUGAAGGAUGGGCAGGUGUUGUGCAAGGUGAUCAACGGGCUGAAGCCGGGCACCAUCAAGAAAAUCAUGAAGCCCAUCUCGAACUUCAACUGUCUCGAGAAUAUCAAUCAGUUCUGCACCGCUGCCCGAAAGCUUGGGGUGAAGGACGAAGAAACAUUUCAAUCGGUCGACCUCUUUGACGGGCGGGACCUCUUCUCGGUUUGCGUCACCUUGCAGAGCCUCGGCAGAAUCGUGGAAAAGACACUGGGCGUGCCCGGACCGAAGUCGAUCAGUAAGGACCAAAUUCUGAAUCGC
Molecule: messenger RNA, 465 nt
Organism: Mesorhabditis spiculigera
Lineage: Eukaryota; Metazoa; Nematoda; Chromadorea; Rhabditida; Rhabditidae
Source: the annotation of a GenBank genome assembly